AUGCCUAUCCAAAGGCAGCGCAGUAAGCCUGAUCUCGAAUUCACCCUCCGACAAGUCUUCGGGAAACCCUCUUUCAGACCCAUACAGCGCGAAGUCAUUGAGGCCGCUCUAGAUGGCAAUGAUGUUUUCCUUCAAGCUGCUACUUCAUUUGGAAAAAGCUUGUGCUUCCAAUUGCCAGCAUGUAUUGACCUUGGGAGUGAGCAAAAUCGCACGCGAGACGGAUUGCUUGGAGAUUCUAACAUGUCUCAGNUCACAAUUGUCAUAUCGCCUCUUCUUGCACUCAUGGUCAGUUCUCCAUCCUCUGCUCUGUUGUAUAACGUCGCUGAUUAUCUCGCAGNNAACAACCAGGUCGCUGCUCUGCGUACGGCAGGCAUUCAGGUUGCUACUAUCAAUAGCACUGUCUCCAAGCAUGUCCGUGAUGCCAUUAUGGCUGACCUCAAAACUGGCCACCCACUCACUAGACUUCUUUAUGUCACUCCCGAGUUCUGUACUAUGGAUCACUUCCGCCGUGUCUUACGUGUAGUCCAUGAGCAGAAAGAACUCUCCCGGAUCGCAAUCGACGAGGCACAUUGUAUCUCCGAAUGGGGUCAUGACUUCCGUCCGAGUUUCAAGGAGCUCAAGUUUUUCAAGAAGGAGUUUCCAGAUGUACCGAUGAUCUGCUGUACAGCCACGGCUACACAGCGUGUGCGAGACGACAUUAUUGCGACUCUGAAUCUCGACAAGCGCAGGCUGAAACACUUCACCAUGACCACCAGCCGGCCAAACUUGCACUACGAAGUCAGGUACAAAUCGGAUGAGGAAGACCACUACGAUGAUUUUCUCGCAUGGAUCAAAGCCGCACAUGCUCGACGCAAGAGUCCAGAACGAGCAGUGGAACUGGCAGCUCGUAAGGAACGGCCGACGAAUGUGCCAGGCAUCAUCUACACCUUGUAUCGACGAGACUGCGAGAUUCUAGCCGAGCGUCUGACCAACGAUGGUAUUGGCGCAAAGCCUUACCAUGCCGGCCUGACCAACGAACAAAAAGACGACCACCUCUCCGGCUGGGUGGCCAACUGCGAAGGCUACGAUGUCAUUGUAGCAACCACAGCUUUCGGCAUGGGUAUCGACAAAGAAAAUGUCCGUUUCGUGGUGCAUUGGCAGAUUGCAAAAUCUUUCGAAGGGUACUAUCAAGAAGCAGGGCGCGCAGGCAGAGAUGGAAAGGCCUCGGUCUGCAUCGUCUACUACUCCCGCGAAGACCGUGACCGUGGCGCAAACAUGCUAGCCAGAGCCCAAGAGCAGAAGAUGCGGCAAGAGAUGAACAAGGGUCGCAAUAACCCCGAGUACGACAACAUGAGCACGCAUCCUGAUAGCAAUGGUCGUGCCAACUCUUUGCUAUACCUGACGAAAUAUUGCGAAGCAACAGGAGUGUGCAGACACAAGAUGAUAGCAGAGUAUUUUGGAGACAAGACUGUGGUACCGUGCAACUAUGCUUGCGACCACUGCAAGGAUCAGAAGGGGCUCGAGAUGAGAAAGAAUAGUGGAUUGGCGAGCGAGGAGUGGUGUUUGACGCAAAGACAGUCUUAUUCCUACGACGAGUACGAUUAG
This is a messenger RNA of Aureobasidium vineae, 1584 nucleotides long. The record is from the annotation of a GenBank genome assembly. NCBI's taxonomy places the organism in Eukaryota, Fungi, Ascomycota, Dothideomycetes, Dothideales, Saccotheciaceae.